Molecule: messenger RNA, 1532 nt
Organism: Hevea brasiliensis (rubber tree)
Lineage: Eukaryota; Viridiplantae; Streptophyta; Magnoliopsida; Malpighiales; Euphorbiaceae
Exons: 4
Coding region: 359-1489 (376 amino acids)
Biological process (GO): multicellular organism development
Source: RefSeq, a predicted model, not a curated record
UUUUUUUUCUCUCUCUUCUGCAAGUAUUUCAUCUCCAUAAGCUUCCAAACAAAGAGAAUUAAUGGAAAGUGAGAUUUGCAAGGUUUAUUCUCCUUGUUGUCCUCGGAUAUGUUCACGAUGAAACAGCAAAUAAAAACCCUUAUCUGGUUAAUGGGUGUUUCUCUCUCUAUUGAUUCCAUAAUUUUAGCACAUGCUUAUGGCAACAACAACUAUAGAUCCCUCUUUCCAAUAUAACUGCUCUCUCUAUGCAACUGCAGCCCUUUCAAUCCAUGGCUCGCUUUGAGGAAAUCAUCAACAACCUCAUCAAUCAUCUCCAUCUCCAUCGGUUUAGGCGGUUUGGGUUUCUUGGUUCUCGGAUAUGACCAUGGUUCCUGCUCAAACCCUUUCUAAACAGCAACAGCAACAGCAACAGCAACAACAAAGUCAUCUUUUUUACGGCGGUUAUGGUGGUUGCGGCGGCGGCGGCGGUUUUUCGGACAGCAGCUUUGGUCUUAUGAGCCGAUUAGAAGAAGGUUAUGACUAUUGUAUUAGUGAAGCUUGCUUAGGAUUUGAUCUAGUGCCUAAUAAUCCUCCCAUGGCUGAAGAUGAAUCGAGAACUAAUAGUCUUAAUGAACCUACUGGUUCCAGCUCCAGAGAUAAUAUUCAACAAGACAGAGAUGAAGGGUGGCUCCAAUUGAGUAUAGGUGGUCAAACAACAAGCCAUAAAAGCAAACAUCGUCAAGUGGAUCCAACGGCUACAAGAGGAGGAUUGAUCGAGCUUGAUCUAUUGCCAGGUAGCAGCACUUCGCACCAAGGAAGGCCAUUGAGCGCUCCUAUUUUCCAUGAUUCUGCUCACGAGUUUAAAGCUCCUGCGAGGCCACUGAUCAGUAUUGCAGGAGGCAGCAGUAGCUAUACUACUGCUUCUUUAUUCUUUCAACACCAACCAGGAACCAUCUCCACGUAUCCUCCUCACCACCAUCAAGAGAUUAACUGGGCAUUUAGACCUAUGACUCAUAAUAUAGCAACUAUGGCUUCUUCUCAUUCUCCUUCUCAAUCCUCUCCUUCUCUAAUGCCAAUGGGGUCCUAUUUUUCGAGUCCCUUUCAAGUCCGUAGUGGAAUAGAUGUUGCUGGACCAAGUUCUGACUUUAGAGUCAUUGAUCCUCCAAGAAGAACCCAUUCUGGCAUUUGGUUUACACUCCAAGCGUCUCAAAACCAAGCCAAAGAACCGUUUUUGCCUCAAAUAUCCAAGAGCUACCUGAGAAUCAAGGAUGGGAAGAUGACAGUUCGGUUAUUAAUGAAGUAUCUGGUUAACAAGCUGAAACUGGAUAGCGAAUCAGAGCAGGUAGAAAUAACAUGUAGAGGGCAACAGCUUCUACCUUUCUUGACGUUGCAGCAUGUAAGAGAUAACAUAUGGAGCCCAAGAGAUGAAGAACUCACUUUGCUUCCACAUUCCUCAACCACUGAUCAUGUCAUGGUGCUGCAUUAUGCUAGGACUCCUCAUCAAACAUGAAACAAAACAAAUUUCUAUUUUAAUUCACUCUCUCUUUCUCUCA